AUGGCCGCUUUCAAGAAACCAGCUGGCCAAGAACCAAGCUGGCGCAUCUUGCGCCACACAGCUAUGGUGCUGCUCGUCAUAUCGCUCGUUGUUGUCACCACCAGGCACACCCAAGUCCUGAAAACAAUCACGAGAUGGCCUCCAUUUGCACAACCCCCGCCCAGAGAACUACAAUUCUCACCGUCUGCCACGUUGAAAAUAUCCGUCUUCUCUGACCUGCACUUCGGCGAAGCCGAAUCCACGGACUGGGGCCCGGAGCAGGAUUCCAGGACGCUGCGCGUGAUGGCCUCGAUGCUCGACACCGAGGUGCCGGACCUUGUCGUUCUCAAUGGCGAUCUAAUCACCGGAGACGAUACGCAACUGGAGAAUGCUACGGACUACCUCGACAUGCUCGUCGCGCCUAUGGUGCAGCGUUCGGUGCCCUGGGCAUCUGCGUACGGGAAUCACGACAAUCAUUUCAACAUCAAUACCGAGACGAUCCUUGAGAAGGAGCGAGGCUACUAUAGUCUAAGUCUCACUGAGAAGAUGGUCACGGGCAAAGGAGAGGAGGUGGGUGUAAGUAACUACUACGUGCCAGUCUAUCAGAUUGGCAAAAACGGCCCCGUUGCCAUGCUGUGGUUCUUCGACAGCCGGGGUGGCAUGACUUUUCAGAAGAAUGGGAAGAAUGGGAAGGAUGGAAAGAAAGUGCAGUUACCUGGCGUGGUCGAUCCCACCGUGACAAAGUGGUUUGUCAGAACAUCUAGGAACCUGCGGAGGCAACACCGUGGAGAAUCAAUUCCGAGCCUUGUAUUCGUUCAUAUCCCCCUCAAUGCCAUGCGCCAGUUUCAAGAAGCGGGCGUUGACGAGCACCGCCAACCAGGAAUUAAUGACGAUGUCCCGCUGGCCAGUCAAACCGGAGAUGAGGAGUUCCUGAAUGCGCUCUCGGAAGAAGGCGUGGCCGCGGUGUUUAGUGGGCACGACCACGGAAAUGAUUGGUGCAUGUCGACUAAAACAGCGAACAAGCAGCCGUUGUUUGCUUGUUUUGGCCGCCACACCGGUUACGGUGGGUACGGGCGCUGGAUGAGAGGGUCUCGACAGAUCUUGUUGACUUCCGAUGGGGAGAUUGAGACUUGGAUUAGGCUUGAAGAUGGCGAUGUCAGCGGGCGUGUGAGCUUGAAUUCGACGUAUGGUCAGGAUAUCUAUCCGAAGGCGAGGAAGGCUUUCACGAGUCUUGGUGCCGGCGAAGCAAGAUAA
Exophiala aquamarina CBS 119918 is the source of this 1233-nucleotide messenger RNA. RefSeq lists its product as uncharacterized. Gene Ontology annotation, molecular function: hydrolase activity, acting on ester bonds. Gene Ontology annotation, cellular component: cytoplasm. The transcript has a single exon. The record is from RefSeq and is a predicted model, not a curated record. Lineage: Eukaryota; Fungi; Ascomycota; Eurotiomycetes; Chaetothyriales; Herpotrichiellaceae. The coding region runs from base 1 to 1233 and encodes 410 amino acids.